This is a messenger RNA of Cucurbitaria berberidis CBS 394.84, 477 nucleotides long. RefSeq lists its product as uncharacterized. The transcript has a single exon. Lineage: Eukaryota; Fungi; Ascomycota; Dothideomycetes; Pleosporales; Cucurbitariaceae. The record is from RefSeq and is a predicted model, not a curated record. The coding region runs from base 87 to 365 and encodes 92 amino acids.
ACCUUGCCGUAUAACUCAAAGUACCUUCACAAAACUAACGAUAGCUCCACUAUGACAUAGGCGCUUUGAAAAGUGUCGAUUACGAUAUGGUCCAGUUGGUGCAUCAUGAUUUUUGUCCUGAUAAACUGAGCAAAUGGAUGCCGCGAAAAGAACUUCACUGCCUUAUUGUGCUGUUGGGUAUCUGGUCUUUACUUUCACUGUCCAGGAAUGAUAACUGGCAUUGCUGGCUACGCAAUAGCACAUGGACCAAGUUUCAAAGCUAUACUUGCCCCAUGGUUAUAAUACAUUGCACUUCAAUUAAUCACCAAAGCCAUUACUUGUAUUUGGAUAUCACUGGGUUAAUACACUAUUUAGCACAAAGCUAGAUAGCACACGAAUUCAAAGAUAGUUUUCAGAACGUGGGGCAUGAGAAAACUAUAUUCUAUAAAACAAGACUUCGUUUCCCUCCAUCCAGACAGUUCUGAAUCCUUGAAAAAC